Molecule: messenger RNA, 609 nt
Organism: Giardia duodenalis
Lineage: Eukaryota; Fornicata; Diplomonadida; Hexamitidae
Product: Glutaredoxin 5
Exons: 1
Coding region: 1-609 (202 amino acids)
Source: RefSeq, a predicted model, not a curated record
AUGGACCAAAUAAACGGGGGGCUUUUUCCUAAGGCACUUGCACUGACGCGGUAUGCGUCAAGGGGGCUCAUACUAGGCAUUAUCUCUGCGGCAGGGGCGGAGCUUGAGAAUCAACUUGCAGGGUUUCUGACACGGAGGUACCCCAGAUCCCUAUUCCUACCAAAUGCUCAGAACUCUGUGUCUCGCUUUCUAAUGCCAGUGUGUGCUCCCUUGGCAACCGUUUCUCGCGGCCUUGAAAGGACGUCUGACCUAAACGCUACCCUGGCGCAGAGCGAAUCCAUCAAGCAGGAGCUCAAGAUGUUUAUUCUUCCGCAGAUCCGAGAGCUUCUGGCAGAGAACCCCGUCGUUUUGUUCAUGAAGGGAACCCCGGACUCACCAGAGUGCGGGUUCUCCAAGUUUGCUAGUAUGCUCUUGAAGUACAACAACAUAAGCUUUGUCGGCGUGGACGUGCUUGAUGAUCCUGCGCUGAGGCAGGGAAUUAAACUCUAUGGGAACUGGCCGACCAUACCUCAGCUGUACGUCAAAGGGGAGCUCAUUGGCGGUUCAGACAUAAUCCAACAGCUACACGAGUCGGGAGAGCUGCGGAAGGUGUGUGGCCUACCAGACUAA